AUGACGAGUCGGAUACCAAAACCCAGUCGGAAGAUGCUAGAGAGCCAUAUCGCGAAAAGGGAAGAGGCAGAGGCAAGACGUGCAAACGAAGACUGGGCGCGGGACUCAAUUCGACCGAGCGUGAACUUUGUAGACCUGGAAGGGGACACCUUCGACGAAGACUUGUUUACAACCCUGAUGGCACUGGCUAGCGCAACGAAAGGUAGACUCCCAAGGUCAGGGGCAGAAGCGUUGAAGGAACCGGAGAUCUGGGGGGAACCUAUGAAGGAAGAGAUGAAUCAGAUGAAACAAAAGGGCGUAUGGAGACUCGUUGACUUACCAGAGGGGGAAAGAGCAUUGGACGGGAUGUGGGUCUUUGAUGUGAAAGUGGAUGGAGAAGGAAACAUCGUAAAGAGAAAAGCCAGGUAG
Mycena citricolor is the source of this 408-nucleotide messenger RNA. Lineage: Eukaryota; Fungi; Basidiomycota; Agaricomycetes; Agaricales; Mycenaceae. The record is from the annotation of a GenBank genome assembly.